This is a messenger RNA of Xenia sp. Carnegie-2017, 1028 nucleotides long. Its product is annotated as N(G),N(G)-dimethylarginine dimethylaminohydrolase-like. The coding region runs from base 80 to 985 and encodes 301 amino acids. NCBI's taxonomy places the organism in Eukaryota, Metazoa, Cnidaria, Anthozoa, Malacalcyonacea, Xeniidae. The transcript has 2 exons. The record is from RefSeq and is a predicted model, not a curated record.
CGUGUUUUACUAUUGUGUGGAUAUGAUGUCAUUGAGUUCGUUUUAUUACGGCUGAAGGAAGCUUGAACUUGAAGAGACAAUGGUCAUUUCAAAACUUGCCACCAAUUGUUCAAGAAUUUCAAAUGCACAAUGGUACAAAACGGUAAUGAUGUGCCGUCCAAAGUAUUUUGAUGUGUGCCAUCAUCUUCUUAAUGCCCACAUGGAGAUGAAAAUUCCCGUGAAAAAGGGUCUCGCUGCCAAACAAUGGGAGAAUGCCUAUAAUACACUUCAUGCGAACAAUGUGAAAGUGGAACUUUUGGAGCCCCAACAGGGCUUACCUGAUAUGGUAUUCACAGCAAAUGCCGGUAUUGUCCAUGGCAAUAUAGCUGUUGUCUCCAGCUUUGGUGCUGUACCUCGUCAGCCAGAAACUCAACACCACAUUCAUUUUUUCAAAGAUCGAGGUUUUGAAGUCAUUAUCCCCUCAGAUCAUAAUGUUCAAAUUGAGGGCUGUGGUGAUUUUAUGCCCACACAUGAUGGUGAAAAUUAUUUUGUAGCUUAUGGUUUCCGAAGUGCAUUUAAAGCAUAUGCCUUUAUUAAGGAUGCCUUAUCUCUCCCAAAAGAUCGUUUACAUCACAUGAAAUUAAUGGAUCCCCAUUUCUACCACAUUGACACAGCAUUGAUGAGCCUAACACGUGGACAUCUUAUGUACUAUCCUGGUGCUUUUGAUAAAGAAUCAGAGAAGAAGAUAUUGGAUAUUGGAAGUCAUAAAGUCAUCCCAAUUGACCGGCAAGAUGCCAUGGAUUUUGCCUGUAAUUCAGUGAAUUUCAUUGACAACGAUGAACAUAUUCUGGUGGGAAACAAAUUUAGCAAUGAUCUCAAAAGAAAACUCAAUGACUUUGGUUAUAAAGUAAUAGAGACACCGUAUGAACAGUUCUUAUUGGCUGGUGGAAGUAUCAGGUGUUCUGUUCUUGACAUUGGAAAAUCUGACUUGUACGAAAAUGAAUAAUGUUAUUUAGAGAAUAUAUUAAAAUCUGAAAGAAUCUUUGUCA